AUGGAUCCUAUUCGCUGGACGGUGGGUGGUCGAACGGUUAAAGAAUUGCAUCGGAUUGCAAAACUGAAAGUAGAGAUAUCACUGACGCGUGGUGUUGGCUUAACAGAAUGGGAAUUCGAACAUAAGCACGUAAACGUCGGGCAACUCAUUGGUAAAGGCCAAUAUGGUGAAGUACGGAAAGGAACACUCAAGCUGAAAUCUGGCACUGUGGUCACCGUUGCUAUAAAAUCUGUAAGUGGUGCUCUGAAGUCGUAUUUGAGAAAGAACAAGGAUUUUAUAACAAAGGAGGAGAGAAGCCAAAUGGCGCUGGGAGCAGCAUGGGGUAUUGAGCAUCUUCAUAAGAAGAACAUACUUCAUCGAGAUAUCGCAGCACGGAAUUGCCUGUAUGAUCAGGAUUCUGCGGUGAAGAUAUCGGACUUCGGAUUGUCAAGAACUGGUGUCCAAUAUAAAAUGAAGACGUCAAAGAAGAUGCCGAUUCGAUGGAUGGCACCGGAGAGCAUCGCAACUUUCAUGUUCACAAGAAAGACAGAUGUUUAUUCAUUUGGGGUACUUAUAUACGAAAUUUACUCCUCUCAAGAUCCGUAUACUGAGAUCGGUCCUGGAGCUGUGAGGAAAAAGAUAGUAGAUGGAGAAUUCAAUGUGUUCCCGGUUGGCACCCCGGAUGAUUUGAUCAAAUUUGUAAAGGAGAAAAUGUGGAACAAGGACCCUGAACAAAGAGCCGACAUGGACAAGGCACGGUUUUCAACGUUUUUUUAA
Messenger RNA from Angiostrongylus costaricensis, 756 nucleotides. The record is from the annotation of a GenBank genome assembly. Lineage: Eukaryota; Metazoa; Nematoda; Chromadorea; Rhabditida; Metastrongylidae.